This is a messenger RNA of Talaromyces rugulosus, 1011 nucleotides long. RefSeq lists its product as uncharacterized. The transcript has a single exon. Lineage: Eukaryota; Fungi; Ascomycota; Eurotiomycetes; Eurotiales; Trichocomaceae. Bases 1 to 1011 code for a protein of 336 amino acids. The record is from RefSeq and is a predicted model, not a curated record.
AUGUCGGACACCACAGCCAAUCUUCAACCACUAAAGGACCAUGCUUGGAUCGGCGCGGCCGAGAAAAUACCGAUUAAUUCGCCCGGUUCCUUCAUUUCUAUCAGUCCAAUUACUUUACUAGCUCCUGGACGAGUCGUAGAGCUACAAGUGCGAAUUGCAGCGCCAAGAACAGGAGACAACCUCCCUAUCAUACUUUUGUCACAUGGCCAAGGACUAUCGAAUCACCUAUCUUCACUCAACGGUUACGGUCCCCUAGUCAACUUCUGGGCUUCCCAUGGCUUCGUUGUCAUUCAGCCCACACAUCUUUCCUCAAAGUCGCUGGCCCUCGGGGCUACAUCUUCGGAAGGUCCCUUGUACUGGCGUUCCCGAGCCGAAGACAUGAAGCACAUCCUCGACCAUCUUGACGAGAUCGAAACUGCCGUCCCUGAAGUCAAGGGCCGGCUAGACAGAGACCGUGUUGCUGUCGCAGGACAUUCUAUGGGCGGACAUACUGCCAGUGUUCUGUUAGGUGCCCGGAUGACCGAUGCCACCAAUGGAAAGGUCCUCGACUUGGCCGAGCCUCGCAUAAAAACAGGCAUUCUUCUCGCUGCUCCAGGCAGCCCAGGCCCGGACGGAUCUUACCUAACACCAAUUGUAUUGGAGAACUAUCCCUUUUUCAAAGGCAUCAGUUUUACAGAUAUGACAACGCCUGCGCUUGUUGUCGUAGGAGACAACGAUCCGUCGACGCAUUUGACCAAUCGGGGAUCUUCCUGGCACGUUGAUCCGUACUCGUACAGCACGGGCCCUAAGAGCUUGUUGACUGUCUAUGGCGCUGGACACUGCCUCGGUGGUAUUUCUGGCUUUGAUGCUGCGGAAUCAGCAGACGACGAGAGCCCUGAACGGGUCGCUGUGGUCCAACGACUUUCCUGGGCCUAUCUUCGCAGUGCGCUCUAUCCCGAGGAGGAUACUUGGUCUGUUGUUUGUGCUGCUCUUGAGAAUAUUUCUUCUCUUGGCAAGGUUGAGUCUAAGUGA